AUGUUUUUGAGUAAUGAGGACUUCUUUGGGUUGGAAUUCAGAAGAAACUAUGCUAAUGCCAGCCACGGAGCAACAAUACCAAUGAACACGAGCCAACACAGAGAUGCUACUUGCUCAAAAUCGAAGAAACUACGACCUCAAUUUCAAACCCAGACAGUGACUCCCAAAAUCCGAUUGCAAACCAAACCAGCAGCAAGAAAAGUCAGGAUAUUUCGAAUUGAAGGUAAGAUUUAUUAUAUCAGAGAAACCGCAAGGCGAGCACAAGGGACGUAUAAAGACCUAACGCAAGAUAGAGGCAGCAGAAAACUGAUGAACGCCGGCGAGAAAACGGAAGUUGAUUUACCAACCGGAAAAGAGAAUGCGAUUCCGAUUUCAGGCCAAGGGAUGAGUUUGGGUUCUGAGGGUUUCUACGAUUUCACAGCGAUCAAUUCGACUCGAACCAAACAAACACCUCUGCGAUUCAUAUAA
Microthlaspi erraticum is the source of this 468-nucleotide messenger RNA. The record is from the annotation of a GenBank genome assembly. Lineage: Eukaryota; Viridiplantae; Streptophyta; Magnoliopsida; Brassicales; Brassicaceae.